UGCAAGAAGGAUGUGUGUGCAGUGUGUGUCUUAGCCGAUCGAGCUCGCCGCGCGAUCUCCUUACGGCUUAACCUGUGCUGGAGGCGUUUCUCCGAACACAUUUUGACACUUCGGUGACAACGGACCAAGAUGGCCGCGAACUUCUUGGUACCGCUCUUGAUACCGCUGGGCGAGGAGCUCUUUAACGUGUCGCAGUUGAUGGGAGAGGAGGAGGUUCGCUUCGAGCGCUCCCUGUACUCAUUGACCCUGCCGGAAGACCACGACAUGGGUGCCGUCAUGACCUUGCGGGCGCAAGCUAUCAACACAGACGCGGACGUUGUGUACAGUAUUGCUGGACCCCCGAAACCUAACGGGCAUUUCUCCGUGGACUCCAAGACCGGCGAGCUGCUGCUGGUCUCCCCUCUGGACUACGAGAACAAAAAGCAGCACGUAGUGACGGUACGUGCUGGGCUACGUCACGGAGCGGGCGUGUGGAGCGACGUGCCCGUACACGUCGACGUGAUCGACGUGAACGACAACGCACCGCACUUCGUGACGACGUUGUACGAAGCCCAGAUUACAGAGGAGGACGACAGACAUCUGCCCAGACGUCUGCUUACGGUGCAAGCUAUCGAUCAAGACGAGGGUAAAUGGGGGACCAUAACCUACUCUCUGUCGUUGCUACCUGACGAGGAAGACCCAUCGGCGGGAGGAGACGUGCCGUCCUUCAUGUCGCAAGUCCACACGUCCCUCACUCACAUGUCUCUAGCACACAGUCCCCCCUCACACAUGAAAUCCUUCGUAUCCAAAAAUCCAAAUAUUGCCGACAAAUUUUCAGAUCCGACAAAAACUUCGUUGCCAUUUCUUCUGAACGCCUCCCAAGAUUCGCUAGAACCUAAACUAGCUUCGAGCGGUCGUAGUCGCGAUGACAACGAAUAUUCCGGUCGGCGAUCCCGACGAUACCAGAUGAAGAAAGUGGCCAUGAAUACCAUAGCGAACGCUCGUGAUAUGCACUAUGGGAACCUAAGUCGCAACUCUACACAAGAAGCGUUUCAAAGUCGCGGACCAUCACGACCCGGUCGGCAAUCUUCUAGAGCAGCUCGUGUCGUCAGAGAGGACGACUCAGCAAACGCCUUGUGGCAAUCCAGGUUGAAAAGAUACUAUCACAGGCAGGCAAAAUUACGGGGAUUUGCUUCUGGAGUGCGUCCAAAUGUGAGCUGGAAUGGUUCCUGGAGUGCAGCCGAAUCGUUGAGCAGUUUACGCGGAGGGAAUUUGUCGCCGCGUUUUGCAAGGAACGAGUCGGUGGUCUGGACUUCUGGCGACCCGAAGCCUGCCUUCAUGAUCGAUCCUUCGACCGGGGAUCUCAGCGUGCUUACGCCGUUGGACCGUGACCCUCCUGAUGGCCGUUCAUCGUACCGCCUCAAAGUUACGGCCAGCGACGGUCAAUCGGCGGCCGUUGCCAUGGUGGUCAUCAACGUUAAAGACAUCAACGACAACGCGCCUGUUUUCCCCGCCCCUGUUGUCCACGUGUCUGUUGUCGAGAACUCCCCAGUUGGAUCCGUGGUCUCUGUGGUGACAGCAGACGACCAUGACGACGUCACGGAGGGCGGGAACGCUCGAGUGACGUACUUCCUUCAGGAGAACGCAAUCGACGCGACGUCGGGGGAGCCUUUGUUCGCAGUGGAUGCCGUCAACGGGACCAUCCAGACCCGCGGGCCCCCCCUCGACAGGGAGAAGACCGAGAGAUACGCCUUGGUGCUGGUGGCCCGGGACGGAGGAGGCCUUGAGGGUUCGUGCGAGGUGCUGGUGACGGUGGACGACGUGAACGACGUGUCGCCGCGGUGGACGAGGACGCGGUGGCUGCUGGAGGUGAAGGAGGGGCUGCCCUCAGGGUCCAUCGUCGCGACCCUUACGUUCCGGGACCCUGACCUGACCAACCGCUUCGCUUUCCGGGUUGUGCCGUUCAGCGGCCCUGGCUGGUCGCUGGUGGAUGCCCUCGUUGUAGUCGACAACCGCACCAGAGGAGACCAUCCUGCAGGCUCUGGUUCUAGUGGUUCGCCUGUUGGCAUACAUGAUGGUAAUCAUGUUGGUGCCCACAAUGGUUCACGUGACGGCACUCGUGAUGGUUCUCAUACUGGUGCCCACGAUGGUUCACCUGACGGCACUCGUGAUGGUUCUCAUGCUGGUGAACCUGUUGAAGGGUCAGCUGGGGCUGGAGAACUGGUCCAGCUCAUCACGCGCAGUCCUCUGGAUUACGAGAACCCGGAGCACAGAGCUGGCUUGAGCUUCAUCGUGCAGGUGUCCGAUAACGGCUUGGAAGGGUUCGACGACGAGACCCGUUGCUCGUCGGCACGGGUCGCGGUACGUGUGCUGGACGACAACGACCACCGGCCCGUCUUUGCCAACGUCGCCCGCACCGUCAGCGUCGCUGAGAACGUCGCGCUCGGCGACGUUCUCUUCAUCGCCACCGCCUCCGACGCCGACCCGGGGGCGAACGGAGCGCUGCGCUACAGCAUUCACCCUUCGGGAGACCCGCACGGGCACUUCGCUGUGGACGGGCGCGGGGCCGUCCUGGUGGCCCGUCCACUGGACCGGGAGUCCGUGCCCCUCUACCUCCUGCGGGUCGAGGCCCGGGACGGCGGCCAACCAUCCUUGUCCGCCCGGGCCACCGUCGUGGUACAAGUGACAGACGUCAACGAUUGUCCGCCUUCACUUUCUGGUUCUACCCACGUGCGCGUGGCAUCUGUUGACGGCGCGUCAGUUUCUGUCAAUUUUACCGUCAACGACGCAGACGACUGGACCCGCGGCAACGGACCGCCAUUCCAGGCCUACGUUGACCCGAAGGCCGAGGAGGAAGUACAGAAACGGGUCGCUCUGACACUACUUUCUGAGACCACCGCAGCGGCUGACGAGGUGGACGUCAUCAAAGCGACGUCCAUCGUCAAGCUCGACGUCUCGCCCUUAAACCCAUCCUCGGUGACGUCCCUCUACGACGAGCCGUCCCUCAUCGUCCCUAUUGUGCUUGUGGAUGCUGGGACGCCCCGUCUCACGUCCACCGUCCCCGUGACCGUCACAUUUACGUCCCGUGGUGGACGGGACGUUUUUCAUCAGCACAUCACCGUGUACGCAAUACAGACAGAGGAGGCGGUAGCAGGAAGCAGGUUGCCUCUGGGGCGCGCCGUGGGGGACCCUCAGGUGCCGUCAAGGACGCGUUUUGGGUGGCCAACGUCCGUAGUUCCUGAGGGCUUCCUCGUGGACUCCUACAGCGGCCAACUCAGCCUUGACGCCUCCCAGCCUGAGGGAGAGUACAAUAUCCUGGUGUCCGUAAUACGGCCGUCUGACCGUCUAGCAAAUGCUCACGUUGCCAUCACAUUGCGCACAAUUGACAGUCAGACGGCUCUCCAGGCCAUCGCCGUCGAUUUUGCGGGUCCACCGUCAUCACUUCUGUCUAAAUCCAAGGGAACGUCGUUGCUGUCAUCGUUGGUUCGAAUCCUUGCUCGACCUGAAAAAUCUAGGCCUACAAGCGAUGCCACCUCAUCUGUUGCUACGCCCGCGUCAGUUUCGGUGGUAUCGCUGCAGUCGGUGAACGCUUCUGAUGGUCAGUCCAUCACUCGCGUGUGGUUCCACGCACCCUCGCUGGAGAUUCUUCCUCUCCUCCUGCACUCGCGAAAAAAUGAAAUGGAAGACACAUUAGGGCUUACCAUUCUUGGCCCUGGCGUCAACAGGGCUGCGGUUGAGGGCUGUGAGGGUCUUUUUCUAACGCACAACAAAGUCUCUGAAAAAUUUGACCACCCACCACCGCCGUUCUCACGUUUUAUGACCAACAAAAGUCGAAUCAACCGAAGAAAGAGAGUAUUCGACCGCGUUCAUGACGUCUGGAAACGAAAAUUUCAGUUAUCGCCCAAAAACUCGUCAAUUUCUUUCCACAGAAAACGAUUACACCUCCGCAAGUUUCGGUCCCACGAAGAAUGCGAUUGCUGUUGCAACCCAAAGGUAGUUUUAGGGGAAGGAGUUCACUUGGUUGAGGCUGAAGACAAAACUUUUGUGGGUCCAGCACUGAGACUUGACCCUAACUGCCGAUGUUUGGAUUCGAGUAGCAAGUCCGAGGAAGUGACUGGUGAGACUCAUCUCUUGGGACUCUUCUCUCCACAUGACUACGAAGAAAAUGCUACUGAAAUUCGCAAUCAAUUCACUGACACUGAACAUCCCUCGGACAACCUCUGGCAAUCCACAGACACCCAACAAUCUAAGGACACUCACCAAUUGUCCACUGAAACCUUUAGUCAAUCCAUGCCCCACCACAUGGAGGUGAAGUACCACAAGUCUUCACCUGAAGAAGAAGCUCCGCAUGCCCAUGCCAUGAUUAACGCAGGGUUACAAUCCAGACUAAACGAGUGCAUAUCCAGUCCUUGUCUUAACGGCGGCCGCUGUCUCCCUACCUUCCCUGGCUUCAAGUGUGUGUGUCCGGAAGGCAGUCACGGUCCCAACUGUAAAAUCCUGUCACGACACUUCUACCGUCAGACCAAAACUACUACUGUUUCUCUUCACCACCACAAAACCAAGCCCGGUUCUAACCGUCGCGACAAAACUGCUCCAGGUCCGGACAAUGUGUCCGGAUCAUGGGUAUGGCUGCCACCGUUGCAGACGUGUUCGAAGUUGAGCUUGAGUCUCAAUCUGCUUACUGAAUCCGACGACGUUCUCAUUUUGUCAAGCACAACGGACAGAGGCUUGGAAUCUGGAAUAAAGCUCCAGCUGAAAAACGGGAUUCCUGUUUUCGAUUUGACCCUCGGAGGAAUAUCCGUGACACUCACCGCCAAUGUCUCCGUCAACGACUUGAAGUGGCACAAUAUCGACAUCUUCUGGAGGAAUCGGCACGUGGAGAUGGUGGUUGAUAACUGCGUAUUCCCGCAGCUACACUCGUUCUCUUCGAAUUCGGCUAAGAAAUCUCAAUCUUACAAUUCUCACUCUUCUUCGUCCCUACCUUUCGUACCUCAAUCUCGCUUAUCACAUAGAUUGAACCCUCUCGUCUCCAGCGACUCUCCUUACCAUGUCGACCCUAGGCGUUCAUCUUCUCCGAAGCUCCAGCCUUUCUCAUUCUCCGACGCUUCAAGCUCACAUUUUUCUAGCUCAUUAAAUUCUGAGCUUUCCUCUGAAAACAACAUCCCAUCUUCCGAUCGUGGUUUAGUCAUCAUCGACCAUCCUUACCUCGCUGCUGACCCGACAUCACAAGCCGGAGAUCAACCUUCCCCCGCCUCUGGUCAACCCCCAGCAAUAUCGUGGCGCCCUUUGCGCACAUCGUGUCGCGUGAGCUCCGCAGUACCCGGCAACACGGCGACUCUGAACACGGCAGGGGCGCCUCUGCAGCUCGGCUUCAGGGCGUCCGUGUCGACGCUCUCAGACGACAUGUCCUUCACGGGCUGCAUUAGGAACUUGCGUGUCAACGGCAAGCUGCAAGAUCUUGGAAGAUCAUUACUCAGCAGCCAGUCGUGGCCAGGCUGCCGCACACAACUUUGUGACCUCGCCAUUCGGCCUGCUAAUUCCAGGUGCGACGAGACGCUCGGGGUGUGGCAGUGCUCGCCGGGGUGGCAGGCGCCAGAGUGCGGGGUGCCCACGCUGCCCACGCACUUCUCCAGCAGCGGCUUCGUGCAGGUGGCGCUGCUCUUCACGCCCCCUCCUGCCUUCACCGCCCUAGAGCUUAGAAUACGCACAAGGGUGCGCAGCAGUCUCGUCUUAGCUCUGCGCUCAGCCUCGGGCGCUGAGAACCUGGUCCUGGACUUGAGAGUCGGCCGACCCUGCCUCAGCCUCCAAACUCACGCCUCACACUACGUCUCAGUCUGCCUCGAUGCCUCAGCGUCAGAUGGUCUCUGGCACAACAUCAAAGCUCAUAGGUACAGCAACACCCUUGAGCUCAUCAUGGAUGAAGGGGAGGCUUAUGCCAAGACUUCCACCCAACCUCUCCAAGCAUACGAGCUCGCCUUGUCCUCUUCACCUUCAGCUCAACGUCGUCAGCGAGAUGCUGUGGUCAGCAGCAGUGGUGCUGUGGUCAGCAGCAGUGGUGCUAUGGUCAGCAGCAGUGGUGCUGUGGUCAGCAGCAGUGGUGUUGACAUCGACCAAAUCAAUGUCGAUAGAUACGACAGACCUGAAGCCCUUAGUUACGGCCGAAUCAAUGUAGUUGGAAACGGCCAAUCUGCAAAGAAAUUUAAAGUGCCACUAAAGAAUCAAGCAUUCAGAACGCCGUAUUUACCGUGGGCAAGAAACGGGGGCACUAUGAAACGAGAAUCUGAUGAUUCACGUCGAAGUAACAACCUCUCAUCUCAUGAUGAUAUUCUACAAGAUCUCAUCACUGAUUAUCCAAUGCUCUACAGCAACUUUAAAGCCGGCUGUCUGGACGAUCUACACGUGGCAGGCUUCCCUAUCUCCCUGAGCCCCUCGACCCCCGCCAGUGAACACCACCGCACGGAGGCGUCACAUGGCGUCACGGAAGGCUGCUUGCCCCCCGACGUGUGUCUGAACGUGACCUGCCCUGACCCUUACACUUGUGUGGACGAGUGGAGGCAAUACUCCUGCAGAUGCAUCCCGGGCUCUGUUCUCAGCGCCGACGGUUCCAUUUGUUCCGACGUGGAUGAGUGCGACUACUUUCCUUGCUUGCAUGGCGGCACCUGUACCAAUGUGCCACUAGGCUACCGUUGUUCAUGUCCCCCGUCGUUCACGGGCCUGAACUGCGACGUUAGAGUUGAGCGCGCGUCGUGGGGGGCGGGGGGCGCUGUGGUGCUGGCGACGCUCACCGCUGCCCUGGCGUUGCUUGCUGCACUAUUCGCAUGCGGGUUGCUUUUCUGGAAAAGCCGACGAAGAAGGAUGAAUUCAGAAGCCCUCUCUCCUCGUCUGACCCGCUCAGUGGAGCUCCCCACCAUCACAGCCUCUUCACUCCCACCUCCUGCUGCCAAGGAUGUCAGGCCGCAACUAAACCCCAGCAACUCCGAGAGCGAAGCUACAUCAUUUGGUGUCAUUCUCAGAAAUUCAGGCAAAGAUCGUAAAAGCUUCCCAGUGGAGAAAGUCAAGACGGCAGUCGCGAUGAGCGACGACUUGGUAACAAGUACACCGGACUUGGACGUUUCUUAUAAGGCUCAAACUAAACGAUCUUCUGGACGUAAACCGAUAAUUUUCAGUGGACGGUCCUCUAACAGCGCGAUUGUAACUGCAACUGAUAUUGAUAAGCCUGUGAGAAAGUGUGCAAGAUAGCCCGUCUAACAACCGGGAGCUGCAAAACAUCAAGACGUAAUAUGUGAUGAUAUACGUCACUUCAAGUAU
This is a messenger RNA of Hyalella azteca, 7287 nucleotides long. RefSeq names its product putative neural-cadherin 2. Bases 130 to 7218 code for a protein of 2362 amino acids. The transcript is spliced from 29 exons. Gene Ontology annotation, cellular component: catenin complex; plasma membrane. The record is from RefSeq and is a predicted model, not a curated record. Gene Ontology annotation, biological process: homophilic cell-cell adhesion. Gene Ontology annotation, molecular function: calcium ion binding; cadherin binding. NCBI's taxonomy places the organism in Eukaryota, Metazoa, Arthropoda, Malacostraca, Amphipoda, Hyalellidae.